Messenger RNA from Eimeria mitis, 1080 nucleotides. RefSeq lists its product as uncharacterized. The transcript is spliced from 6 exons. NCBI's taxonomy places the organism in Eukaryota, Apicomplexa, Conoidasida, Eucoccidiorida, Eimeriidae. The coding region runs from base 1 to 1080 and encodes 359 amino acids. The record is from RefSeq and is a predicted model, not a curated record.
AUGAUGCUGCAGUACACCAGAGCAGCAGCAGCUGCUGCUGCUGCUCUCAUCUGCUGCCUCAGCCUACUACACCUAGGAGCCCUCGCGGCCCAGCAGCCGCAGCAGGGCGCCCCCCCCGUCUACGGUGCAGCCGAUCCAGCAGCAGCAAGAGCUGCUGCUCCGCCCCCGCAGCAGCAGCAGCAGCAGCAGUAUACACCUCCUGCUGCUGCUGCUGCUGCUGCUGCUGCUGCUCCCCCUCCUCCACCGCAGCAGCAGCAGCCUCCUCCUCCUCCGCCGCCACCGCAGCAGCAGCAGCAGCAGCAGCAGCAACCUGUAUAUCAGCAGCAGCAACCAGCUGGGGGCUACGCUGCACCUCCCCCCCCUGCAGCGCAGUAUGUGUAUACACCUGACGGCCGCCAGCAGCAGCAGCAGCAGCAGCAGCAGCAGCAGCAGCAGCCUCCGCCGCAGCCAGCUUACUAUGCUAGUACAGACCCGAGAUACACGCAGCAGCAGCAGCAGCAGCCGCAGCAGCAGCAGCAACCACCUAGCUACCAACAUCAUGCUGCUGCAUACCAGCAGCAGCAAGGCCCGCAGUACGCGCAGCCAGCUGCUCCCCCCCCACCGCCGCCGCAGCAGCAGCAGCAGCAGCAGCCGCAGCAGCAGCAGCAAUACUAUCAGCCGCCUCCUCCUCCCCCUCAACAAUACCAGCCCCCACCGCAGCAGCAAACAGGAAGAGCACCGCAGCAGCAGCAGCAGCAGCAGCAGCAGCAGAAGCGGCAGCAACCUACACAGGAGCGGCAGCAGCCUACGCGUGCUGAGCCACAGAGCAGCAGCAGCAGCAGCAGCAGCAGCAAGAAGGAGAAGAAGCAGCAGCAGAAAGACAAAAGACAGAAGCAGCAAAGACAAACAGAAGACAACAACCCCUAUGGGGACCCUGCUGCUGCUGCUGCUGCUGCUGCAGCAGCAGAUGAAAUGACCCCGGAGUAUCAACCGAGACGAACAGAAGAAGGAACUGUGGUUGACGGGGAGCACGCUACUGCGAGUCAAGGAUCUAGGGUGGUUGACGGGGAGCACGCCACAGCGAGUCUGAUGGAGGAGUGA